This is a messenger RNA of Fopius arisanus, 3534 nucleotides long. RefSeq names its product alpha-1,3-mannosyl-glycoprotein 4-beta-N-acetylglucosaminyltransferase a (gene Mgat4a). The record is from RefSeq and is a predicted model, not a curated record. Gene Ontology annotation, cellular component: Golgi stack; endoplasmic reticulum; endoplasmic reticulum-Golgi intermediate compartment. Lineage: Eukaryota; Metazoa; Arthropoda; Insecta; Hymenoptera; Braconidae. Gene Ontology annotation, molecular function: acetylglucosaminyltransferase activity. The transcript has 5 exons. Gene Ontology annotation, biological process: protein N-linked glycosylation. Bases 448 to 2055 code for a protein of 535 amino acids.
GAAUAUUGUGUUCUCUUGUAAUGAGGCGAGUUCAUAAGUUUAUAAAAUCGGUGAUUUACGGAUAUCUAUUUAAAUUUUCAGCUUAAUUCCCGCAAUAAUCAGAAGAUGGCGCACGUAAUCCAUUGACAGACUAGUUUUUCCUGGUGCAAUCAUGUGAUUUUUUGUUUAUGCAUCUACAUAUACUUAUUGUAUGAUUCUAAUAAAAUGAAUAAAAUCUAAUUUUACUUGCAUAGGAUUUCAUCAAGUGGAACCGAGUCGAAUGACAGGAGAGCGACUCGAAUUAUUUAUCCAUGAGUGCGAAGAAUUUAUUCAUAUAAUCACCUUGAGAUGAGCCUAAAUGGAGAGUCUCCUCAAGUGGAACUCCUCCGAGUUCUCCUCCUUCACCAGAAAGAGCCGUCUCCAAAUAGACAAAUCACCAUGUAGUAGCGAUCUCGAAAAUCUCUAAAUAUGAUCGCUCACCUCAUAUCAGUCGCCUCGAUCCGCCGACGAUGCCUAAUAAUCCUGAUGGUAAUACUCGUGCCAUGCACUAUCUUGAAUCUCUUCUCCUUUCCGGACAUGGGAGAAGAGACAGCCCUGCAGAAUGGAAUAGCAGAGCUGCAGGCAAAGUUGGAGCACCUUCAAUCGAAAUACAUAAACACCCAAGAGGAGAUAAAUCUUCUCUCCCACCAGCUCCUGCUGAUGACUGAAAACUCCCACGUGCUUCCUAAUCUGCAAUUUAUGAUGCUGAAUGGCACCUCCAAUAUGACAGCAAUAAAGUUACCCUCGAUCUACAAUUUCUUGCCUCACUUUUUGAACGAUCCCAAUAGUUUGAGACCGGCAUUUUUACAAGGCAAGAGUCGUACCGGCGUAAGUAUGGUGCUGGGUGUUCCAACGGUGAGAAGGGAGAUCCAGAGUUACCUUUUAACUACUCUUAAGAACCUAGUAGACAGAAUGACACCAGAGGAGGCAAUGGACACUGUCAUCAUCGUCAUGGUAGCUGAGACUGAUUUGGAAUACGUGAGUUACGUAGCUAAACAGAUCGAAGUGCACUUCCCAAUAGAGUCGGAGAGUGGACUUUUAGAAGUUAUAUCUCCAUCAGCAUCUUAUUACCCGGAUUUAUCCAAGCUGAGAGAUACAUUGGGUGAUGAUCAUCAGAGAGUUGUCUGGAGGUCAAAGCAAAAUCUUGAUUUUGCAUUCUUAAUGUCAUAUGCUCAGGGAAAAGGUACAUUUUACAUUCAAUUGGAGGAUGAUAUCUUAGCCAAGAAGAACUUCAUAACCACAAUGAAAUCUUAUGCUUUGCAAAAGAUCAGUCAGAAGGAAAAGUGGUUUGUCCUGGAUUUUUGUCAACUCGGCUUCAUCGGCAAGCUCUUUAAAUGCGUUGAGUUGCCUUGGUUGAUACAGUUCUUCCUGAUGUUUUACAAUGACAAGCCUGUUGACUGGUUGUUGGAUCAUUUGGUGUCAACCAAGGUUUGCAGUCUUGAUAAAGAUAGCAAGCAUUGCAAAAUGGCAAAGGCUGAGCUAUGGCUUCACUAUAAACCCUCGUUGUUUCAACACAUUGGGACGCAUUCGUCAUUAAAAGGAAAAGUACAGAAGUUGAAGGACAAGCAGUUCGGUAAAAUAACGUUCUAUUACGCGCAUGACAAUCCUGAUGCUACGGUGGAGACCAGAAUUACAUCCUAUAAACAAUAUACCCUUAAUAAAGCGUACAAGGGUGAGAGUUUCUUUUGGGGACUACUGCCACAACCUGGGGAUCAUCUCAAAUUUAAAUUCAAACAUCCUAUUUUUGUAAAAAAAUAUUUAUUCAGGAGUGGUAAUCCAGAACAUCCUCUUGAUAAGUUUUAUAAUACAACAGUUGAAGUACUGCCCGAGGCUUCAAAAUUUGUCAAUAGAAAUAACAACGACGUGACGGAGGAUGGUUACAUCAUCAUAGGUAAAUUUGAUAGUCUCGGAUUGGCUCGAGGAACAGUUGACAGAAAAUACGGAAGAAUAUCUGUUUUAAGAUUGACAGUACACAGCGAAAGCGAAAAUUGGGCAAUUCUAUCCGAGAUUCACAUUGUUGAAGAUCAACCAAGUUGACGAUCACCAGGGUAUGGAGGAAAAUAUUAUCGCUAUCAAGUGCAUUAAGAACUGGUAGAUUCAAAGAAAUCGAAGUACCUGUCAAACUGAGGAAUGAAGAGAAAUAACUCUCACUUAUUUAUUUAUACAUUGAAGGAAAUCCUGUAUAUUUUUAUCUGAUUGACAAAAUUUUAAUUGUGCUUCUUUUUAAGCUAUUUACCAACUGUUAUUUUUACAUUUAUUAUAGUUUAAAAAUGUGAUCUAUUUUUUCAAUCCCACAACAUUAGCUAAAUGAGACCUGAACUAGAGGAGAACAUUCUAAUCAUUCGUGCAGCAUUAUUUAUCUCAAAUUAUUUUCUAUUAUUUAUUUAGAAUGAACAUCAAUGUGUAAUCAUGUGACUAGGAUCGUUUGCAGCAGCUUCAGAUGACUAAAAUGUUUAUUAAUGGUCACCUCCUAAUAAUUACGUUGUCAUAAACUUGUCCUGUAACUUUUUCUGUCACAAAAAGUAUUGAUUCAUUUUUCUGGUUCGUGGUUAUUUUAUUUUAUUUAUCACUUGAGAAAAUUUUCUGUCGGAUGAUUCAAAUGCGCAGUAUGCUCAUUUAAAAUUUAUACAUUUAGAUUUCCAUUUAUGUAAAUUAAAUGAAAUGAAAUGUGAUGUUGACAGCGAAUUGUGUCAUUAUGCAUGAAAUUUUGAUAUUUACUAUUGAUCAUUGUGAAAAUUGUUUGGAUCAUACAUUUUUGAUAAAACAAACUUGUCUCUUACAGCAACAAAUUAUGAACAAUAGUCCAAUUAUUAAAGAAACGACAGCUUUUAGAGAAGAAUAGUUCCUUUCCUAGAUUAUAAUUUUUUCAGCGAAGAACAAAUAUCGAAUAAUUUAUUGUUUAAAUUAUUCAAGCAAGAUUGAUAACAAAUGAAAAAUGGGAGAAAUGUUUUGUUGCUACAUUUCACCAAUUGCCUAACUAUUUAAAAAAUUGAGAACGAAUUUAAUUAAUUAAUCAUGAAACUUUAAUAAUUGAUAAAAAACGUAGUGGAAUUAAAGAAAGUCCUAUUUAUAAAAGUACAGGUACUUAGCGCAAACCAGCGCAGCAUAAUUUUAAUUAGAUAGAAUAAUCGGACAGAAUAUGAAUGAAAUUAAUUAUAUACAGUUUUGGUAUUACUAAAAGAAGUUGUAAAUUAAUUUCAAGAGAAUCAUUUUCUUCAAUAGAAUGAUUCCUCUCCUUCACUGGAUCAAACACCAAGAAAGAAAUAUUAAAUCGACUGAAAAUUUUUUUCAUUUUUUUGAAUUUUGAAGAGGGAAAUCUUCGAGCGACCCAAGCAAUAAAAUUAUGAUUGAAAAUUACUGAUAUAGAAUUAUAUGUUGUUAUUCUCAUCGGUUGACUCGUUGAGAGUAUGACUGACAGAAAUUACUUGUGGAAUAAAUGAAUGCCUCUUGCUGUUGGACCAUCACCACUGUUACUUAUAAAAUAAAACUAUAUAUAUUCAUGGAAUUAAGAAAAAA